Nycticebus coucang (slow loris) is the source of this 3462-nucleotide messenger RNA. It is a transcript of the gene SLC9C1, whose product is annotated as solute carrier family 9 member C1. The transcript has 25 exons. Gene Ontology annotation, molecular function: monoatomic ion channel activity; sodium:proton antiporter activity. Gene Ontology annotation, cellular component: membrane. Lineage: Eukaryota; Metazoa; Chordata; Mammalia; Primates; Lorisidae. Bases 1 to 3462 code for a protein of 1153 amino acids. The record is from RefSeq and is a predicted model, not a curated record. Gene Ontology annotation, biological process: proton transmembrane transport.
AUGAACAAUUUUGUCAAGCAUGCCAAGCAGUUUUCUAACCUCACCUUUUAUUACAAAUCUUCUGAUUCGUGGCUGCAAUUACUCAGGAGUUUAUUUCUGAGUACUCCUGAGAACCUGCCUGAAAUGAUUCUAAUAUUGUCUUUGAUCUGCACCAUCGGAGCAUUUUUGAACCUGCACUUGAAAGACUUUCCAAUUCCUCUCCCUGUGAUACUAUUUUUAGUUGGAUGCAGUCUUGAAAUACUAAGUUUUACAUCUUUCCAGGUCCAAAGAUAUGCAGAUGCCAUACAAGAGAUAAGUCCAAAAUUAUUUUUCGGUAUAUUUACACCAAUAAUUUUCUUUAAUGUUGCAUUUGACAUGGAUGUAUACAUACUCCAAAAGUUAUUUUUUCAGAUACUUUUACUUACAAUUCCUGGAUUUUUUAUUAAUUAUACUUUAAUUCUUUGGUAUCUGGCAUCCGUGAAUAAAUUACUUUUGAAGCCUGCUCCAUGGUUAUUAUUUUCAGCUAUCCUUGUGAGUUCAGAUCCCAUGCUUACUGCAGCUGCUAUAAGAGACCUUGGUCUUUCUAGAAGCCUCACCAGUUUAAUUAAUGGAGAAAGUCUGAUGACCUCUGUGAUGUCACUGAUUGUGUUUGGGAGUGUUAUGGAUAUUAGUAAUAAAACACAAAGCAAGGUGAACCAUACAUUAGUCUAUUCUGUCAUACAUGGAUUUUGGUCAUAUUUUAUGGCAAGUUUCCUGUUUGGAAUUCUAAGUGCAAAACUGAUCCAAUUGUGGAUGUCCACGGUGUUUGGUGAUGAUGUCAAUCAUAUAAGUCUCAUCCUUUCAGUUCUGUACCUCACCUUUUAUAUUUGUGAGCUCGUUGGAAUGUCUGGGAUAUUGACCCUGGCCAUUAUGGGACUUUUGUUAAAUUCUGCAAGUUUUAAACCAGGAGUGGAAUCUCUUCUUCUUGAAUUCUGGAAUUGGCUAUCAUUUGUUGCUUUUCUUAUGGUGUUUACUUUCACUGGACUUCUCAUUCCUGCACAUACCUAUUUAUAUAUAAACUUUUCUGAUCUAUAUUAUUCAUUAAAUAUCUACUUUACACUGAUUGUUUUAAGACUUCUAGUCUUUCUACUAAUGAGCCCCGUUUUGUCUCGAGUUGGCCAUGGGUUCAGCUGGCGCUGGGCAUUCAUAAUGGUCUGGAGUGAAAUGAAAGGGACACCUAAUAUAAACAUGGCCCUGCUGCUUGCCUACUCUGACAUUUCUCUUGGAUCUGAGAGGGAAAAAUCUCAGAUAUUAUUUCAUGGAGUGUCAGUGUGUUUAAUUAACCUGAUUGUCAAUAGAUUUAUUUUGCCAAUGGCAGUUACUAAACUAGGUCUUCGUGAUGUCACAUCAACCAAAUAUAAAUCAGUUUAUUAUACAUUUCAACACUUUCAAGAGCUAACCAAAUCUUUAGCCUCCGCACUCAAAUUUGAUAAAGAUCUUGCUAAUGCUGAUUGGAACAUGGUUGAGAAAGCAAUUAUUCUUCAAAACCCAUAUGCAUUGAACCAAGAAGAAACAACAGAGCAUCAGAAGGUGACAUGUCCAAACUGUAACAACGAGAUAGAUGAGACCCUUAACAUUGAAGCCCUGGAGCUUGCCAACAGGCGUCUUUUGUCGGCACAAAUAGCAAGCUACCGGAGACAAUACAGGAAUGAGACUCUGUCCCAGGGUGCAGUCCAGGUGUUGGUAGGUGCAGCAGGAAGUUUUGGUGAGAAGAAGGGAGAAUAUGUAAGUCUUGAGACAAUAAAGAAAUAUUCUGAAGGCAAAAAAUUGCUUACCAUUGUUAGAAAACUACUGCUUGAUUGGGUAUAUAAUACUAGAAAAGAUAAAGGGAUUCCAUCAAAGCAUUUCCUUUUUCGUGUAUGCCACAAAAUAGUAUUUACAGAUGAAUUUGAAUAUGCUGGAUACCUUAUAAUACUAAUGAACACAUUUCCUGUUGUAAUCUCUUGGAUACCCAACUUAAAUGAAAUCUAUGAGGAUGAAUUAAUAGAUGCAAACUACUCUUUCCUUACAUUUUAUAUUCUAGAGAGCAUACUUAAGAUGGCAGCAACAAGGAAGGAAUAUUUUUCACAUACCUGGAACAUAUUUGAAUUAGCAAUUACAUUAAUUGGCAUUGUAGAUGUAAUACUUACUGACACAAAGGUCAUUAAGUAUAAUUUUGAUAUGGUUCAAGCAGUGGUCUUUAUAAAAAUUGUUCGACUUCUUCGUUUACUACGUAUAUUGAAGCUCAUUACACCAAAGUUGCUGCAAAUAAUAGAUAAAAAGAUGUGUCAUCAGCUGUCCUUUAGGUAUGCCAUACUAAAAGGAUAUGUCCAAGGUGAAUCAGAUGUAAUGACUAUAAUUGAUCAGAUUGCAAGUUCUAAACAGGCUAAACAGAUGUUAUUAAAGCGGGUAACAAAGAAUAUAGAACAUGCUAUGAAAGAGCUAGGCUACUUAGAAUAUGAUCACCCAGAAAUCACUGUCACUAUGAAAACAAAGGAAGAGAGUAAUGUCAUGCUAAAUAUGGCUAAAGAAAUUAUUAAGGUUUUCAGGUCAAAAGGAAUUAUUUAUAAAAUCGAAGGUACUGAAAUUAAUAAGUUAAUCAUGGCCAAAAAAAGACAAGUGCUUGAUUUUCAACCUUUUAUCAAGCCUCUUACUGUUGAAGAAGCUCUAUAUCAUAUUCCAUGGCUAGAUAAAGAUCCAGACCAUAUAGAUUUCAUUCAGGAAAGAGCCAGGGUUGUAACAUAUGAUUGUGGAAAUGAUAUAUUUAAAGAAGGUGAUGAGCCCAAAGGAAUUUAUAUAAUUAUAUCAGGCAUGGUGAAGCUUAAACGAUCAAAGCCAGGUUUCGGGAAUGAGCAAGUACCAGAGUCAGAGGAGAAAGAUUAUUCGAUAAUUUACACAGAGUAUGUACUCAAUGGAGAAAUAAUAGGAGAGAUAAACUGCUUAACUAAUGAACCUAUGAAAUAUUCUGCCCUCUGCAAAACUGUAGUGGAGACAUGUUUUAUUCCUAAAGAUCACUUAUAUGAAGCUUUUGAGCGUUUCUGUCCUAUCAUUGAACAUAAAAUGUGGCUAAAACUUGGACUUUGUAUUACUGCCAGAAAAAUCAGGCAACACUUGUCUUACGAGGACUGGAACUACAAGAUGCAACUGAAGCUCUCUAAUGUUUUUGUAAGAGAUAUACCAAAGGGCACCAAAACUAGUAUCUAUGAUGAAACUGUAACCUAUGUUAUCCUUAUACAUGGAGCUGUAGAAGAUUGUCAAUUACGAAAAAUUUAUAAGGCACCCUUCUUAAUUCCUAUAACGUGCCAUCAGAUACAAGGCACUGAAAAUUUCACGAAAGUAAUGAUUGUUCAAACUGCAGUUAACAUGGAAAAAUUCAGAUGGAGUGCUAGAAAGUAUACACGUGCAUCUGAAAUUCAUCAUUCACCAAGAUCAAGAAGUGAGUUGGAUUCCUUUGAGCAAUUGUGA